AUGGUGGUGGGGUUCCGGCGGUCGAUCUCGUUCCAAACGGAAGCGAGAAGCCAGCAGCAGCAGCAGCGGGCGCGGUCGUCGUACCGCGCGCGGUCGGCGAGCCUGCCGUCGCGGUUCCACCCGCUGGUCUCCGACCUCGGCGACGCCUGCCGCUGCCUGCGCUGCUGGGCGGAGGGCGAGGGGCGGCCGGCUGCUCGAACUCCGAGCCCCGCGUGGCUCGCCGAGGGGGUGGCGCUCCUCGCCCUCCUCCUCUCCUCGCUCUCGCAGCUCCUCCGCCACCCGCUCGCCCGCGACCCGCUCCGCCGCUCCCCGCUCCUCCUCCCCCUCCUCGACUCCUUCCUCCGCCUCGCCGACGCCCACGCCCUCCUCCGCUCCUCCCUCCUCUCCCUCCCCGCCCUCCUCUCCCGCGCCCGCUCCGCCCUCCUCCGCCGCGACCCCGCCCGCCUCUCCUCCGCCCUCCGCUCCCUCCGCCGCUCCCUGGGGGAGGGAGGGGGAGGGGGAGGGGGGGUCCCCGCCUUCGCCGAGUUCUCCUUGGCGGAGCUCAGGGCGGCGACGAACGGGUUCAGCGCCGAGAACAUCGUCUCCGAGAGCGGGGAGAAGGCGCCCAAUGUCGUCUACAAGGGGCGGCUCCAGAAUCGCCGAUGGAUCGCCGUGAAGAAGUUCACCAAGCUGGCCUGGCCCGAGCCGAAGCAGUUCGCUGAGGAGGCGUGGGGAGUGGGGAAGCUGAGGCACCGGAGAUUGGCGAACUUGAUCGGAUACUGCUGCGAUGGGGAUGAGAGGCUUCUCGUCGCCGAGUACAUGCCCAACGACACACUCGCCAAGCAUCUCUUCCACUGGGAAAAUCAAACGAUUGAAUGGGCUAUGCGUUUAAGAGUUGCAUACUAUAUUGCUGAAGCACUGGAGUACUGUGGUAAUGAGGGACGACCUUUAUAUCAUGACCUAAAUGCAUAUAGAGUUCUCUUUGAUGAGGAUGGUGAUCCUCGACUUUCAUGUUUCGGUCUUAUGAAGAACAGUAGAGAUGGAAAAAGUUAUAGCACAAAUCUAGCUUACACACCUCCAGAAUACCUGCGAAAUGGCAGGGUAACUCCAGAAAGUGUGAUAUUCAGCUUUGGCACUGUACUCUUGGAUCUUCUUAGUGGAAAGCGCAUCCCUCCUAGUCAUGCCCUUGAUAUGAUACGAAAUAAACACAUGCUAACAUUAAUGGAUUCACAUCUGGAGGGGAAUUUCUCAACAGAAGAGGCUACUGCUCUUGUAGAUCUUGCUUCUCAGUGCUUGCAAUAUGAACCCAGGGAUCGUCCCAACACAAAGAAGCUGGUUUCCAUACUAGCACCUUUACAGACUAAAUCAGAGGUGCCAUCAUAUGUGAUGCUCGGGAUACCAAAGCAUGAGGAAGCUCCUCCUACUCCUCAGCAUCCUCUGUCUCCUCUCGGAGAAGCCUGUUCCAGAAUGGACCUUACUGCCAUCCAUCAGAUUCUAAUAAUGACGCACUACAAAGACGACGAAGGAACCAAUGAGUUAUCAUUCCAAGAGUGGACACAGCAAAUGAGGGAUAUGCUGGACGCCAGGAAAAGAGGGGACUUCGCUUUCCGUGAUAAAGAUUUCAAGAUUGCUAUUGAGUGUUACACUCAGUUCAUUGACGUGGGAACGAUGGUCUCGCCGACAGUAUAUGCGAGGAGGAGCCUCUGCCACCUUAUGUGCGACCAACCCGACGCUGCUCUCCGAGAUGCAAUGCAAGCGCAGUGUGUAUACCCGGACUGGCCGACGGCUUUCUACAUGCAGGCGGUUGCCCUUGCCAAGCUGAAUAUGAACGACGAUGCAGCGGACAUGUUGAAUGAGGCUGCAGGUUUAGAAGAGAAGCAGCAAAAAAGCGCCAAAGGCCCUUAAGAUGCAAGCAAUUCCCAAAAUUUGCCUCUCUUCGUGGACGAGCGAGAGGUUUAACUUGGAUGUGUUAUAUUCGCUGGUUAGGGAGCCUCUCGGGAAAGUUGUAUCAUAGAGAAAGCGCUUUUGUUAUUUGAAUGCAUUUGGUUUCCGAUUUAUUGGGUGUAUUUUUGUUUUUUUUUCUUUAAGCUUCGUGUACAUGAACAUACAAGUAAAGUCGAUAGGAAUCUUCAAGUGGAUUACUCUUUUUGAGUAUUUCUUUGGUC
Ananas comosus (pineapple) is the source of this 2144-nucleotide messenger RNA. RefSeq names its product probable serine/threonine-protein kinase At4g35230. The transcript is spliced from 10 exons. Gene Ontology annotation, molecular function: protein kinase activity; ATP binding; protein binding. Gene Ontology annotation, biological process: brassinosteroid mediated signaling pathway; protein phosphorylation. Bases 1 to 1884 code for a protein of 627 amino acids. NCBI's taxonomy places the organism in Eukaryota, Viridiplantae, Streptophyta, Magnoliopsida, Poales, Bromeliaceae. The record is from RefSeq and is a predicted model, not a curated record.